Mus caroli (Ryukyu mouse) is the source of this 1950-nucleotide messenger RNA. The record is from RefSeq and is a predicted model, not a curated record. NCBI's taxonomy places the organism in Eukaryota, Metazoa, Chordata, Mammalia, Rodentia, Muridae.
UGGGUAGCAAGUCGCUGCCCGGAACCUGCGGGCGGCGGAGGCGUUUUCCCGGGGCCUAUUGGUUGCUGGACCUAGGCAGUCAAGGGCGGAAGUGGGAGGUGUGGGUCCUUGCAAGCUGCUCUGCUGACGCGAUCUGGCCACGCUGGAGGCGGCGGGCGAACGGGGCUUGGGGGGUCCUCGUGGCACCGUGGAGAGGGCUUCUGGUGCUCCGUCAGGGUCCGCUACGGCUCCAGCGGAGCGCGGCGGGGAUGGGGUACACAGCCGAGCGUCUGCCGGAGCCUCCGCCAUGUUCGCGGGGCUCCAGGACCUGGGCGUGGCCAAUGGCGAGGACCUGAAAGAGACCCUGACCAACUGCACCGAGCCUCUCAAGGCCAUUGAACAAUUUCAGACAGAGAAUGGCGUGUUGCUGCCUUCCCUGCAGUCGGCCCUGCCCUUCUUGGAUCUACACGGGACACCGCGGCUGGAGUUCCAUCAGUCAGUGUUUGAUGAACUACGUGACAAACUUCUGGAACGAGUGUCAGCAAUUGCCUCUGAGGGAAAGGCAGAGGAGAGGUACAAGAAGCUGGAAGACCUUCUGGAAAAGAGCUUUUCUUUGGUCAAGAUGCCAUCCCUACAACCAGUGGUGAUGUGUGUUAUGAAACACUUGCCCAAGGUUCCUGAGAAGAAGCUGAAGCUGGUGAUGGCUGACAAGGAGUUGUACCGGGCAUGUGCUGUGGAAGUGAAGAGGCAGAUUUGGCAAGACAACCAGGCUCUCUUUGGUGAUGAAGUCUCACCACUGCUGAAGCAGUAUAUCCUAGAGAAAGAGAGUGCGCUCUUCAGCACAGAGCUCUCUGUGCUGCACAACUUCUUCAGCCCGUCCCCCAAGACCCGGCGCCAGGGAGAGGUGGUGCAGAAGCUGACGCAGAUGGUAGGGAAGAAUGUGAAGCUGUACGACAUGGUGCUGCAGUUCCUGCGCACACUGUUCCUGCGGACCAGGAAUGUGCACUACUGCACGUUACGAGCUGAGCUGCUCAUGUCUUUGCAUGACUUGGACGUCAGUGACAUCUGCACUGUGGAUCCCUGCCAUAAGUUCACCUGGUGCCUGGAUGCCUGCAUCCGGGAGCGGUUUGUGGACAGCAAAAGAGCCCGGGAGCUGCAGGGAUUUCUUGAUGGUGUGAAGAAGGGCCAGGAACAAGUUUUGGGGGAUUUGUCUAUGAUCCUGUGCGACCCCUUUGCCAUCAACACACUGUCCCUGAGCACCAUCAGGCACUUGCAGGAGCUGGUUAGCCAGGAGACACUGCCCAGGGAUAGUCCCGACCUCCUCCUACUACUUAGGCUGCUGGCACUGGGCCAAGGUGCAUGGGACUUAAUAGAUAGCCAGGUCUUCAAGGAGCCUAAGAUGGAGGCAGAGCUCAUCACCAAGUUCCUGCCGAUGCUCAUGUCCCUCGUGGUGGAUGACUUCACUUUCAACGUAGAUCAGAAGCUUCCAGCUGAGGAGAAAGCUCCAGUCACAUACCCCAGCACACUUCCUGAAAGUUUCACCAAGUUUUUGCAGGAGCAGCGCAUGGCUUGUGAGGUGGGACUAUACUACGUCCUACACAUCACCAAGCAGAGAAACAAGAAUGCUCUCCUGCGCCUGCUGCCUGGACUUGUGGAGACGUUUGGUGACCUGGCCUUCAGUGACAUCUUUCUCCACCUGCUCACUGGGAGCCUGGUACUGCUUGCUGAUGAAUUUGCCCUGGAGGAUUUCUGCAGCAGCCUCUUUGAUGGCUUCUUCCUCACUGCCUCUCCGAGGAAGGAGAAUGUGCACCGUCAUGUGCUGAGGCUUCUCCUCCACUUGCAUGCAAGAGUGGCCCCUUCUAAGCUGGAGGCAUUGCAGAAGGCUCUGGAGCCCACGGGCCAGGGAGGGGAACUGCAUGCCCAGCACAGGUCCUGAACCAUGGACCGCGGCCAUCCUAGCCUAGAGCCCCA